This is a messenger RNA of Neoarthrinium moseri, 1320 nucleotides long. RefSeq lists its product as uncharacterized. The record is from RefSeq and is a predicted model, not a curated record. The coding region runs from base 1 to 1320 and encodes 439 amino acids. NCBI's taxonomy places the organism in Eukaryota, Fungi, Ascomycota, Sordariomycetes, Amphisphaeriales, Apiosporaceae. The transcript is spliced from 4 exons.
AUGGAACCAUACAAGCUCACUGCCACUGAGGCACUCGCAAAGUUCAAAGACGGUUCGCUCACCGUUGAGGACUAUGCUCGUUCUCUGCUAGCGAGAAUCGAGAAGAGAGAUGCGGCAGUCAAAGCUUGGGCAUACCUCGACCCGGAUUAUGUCAUUAAACAGGCCAAGAAGCUUGAUCAGAUACCACAGGAGAAGAGAGGGCCUCUUCAUGGUGUUGCGGUGGCUGUAAAGGACGUUAUAUAUACCAAGGAUAUGCCGACCCAAUACAACUCUCCGAUCUACGAAGGAGAUGCGCCACAGGUAGAUGCUGCUUCUAUAAUCACUCUACGCCAUGCUGGUGCAUUAAUACUGGGCAAAACCACUACCACCGAGUUUGCAUCGACGCUAUAUGGAGGCAGGACAUGUAACGCUCACGAUUCGACGAGGACACCGGGCGGUUCCUCUUCAGGAUCCGGCGCCGCAGUUGGAGACUUCCAGGCCCCCAUUGGCCUUGGAACCCAAACCGGUGGCAGUACUAUCAGGCCGGGGUCUUUCAACGGAAUCUACGCGUUUAAGCCAACAUGGAAUUCGAUCAGCCGAGAGGGUCAGAAGAUUUACUCUCUCCUUUUCGAUACUCUCGGUCUAUACGCACGGAGUGUGGAAGACCUGCAACUCCUAGCUGAUGUUUUCUCAUUGGAGGAUGACGAACCAGUGGAGGAGUCUUUCGAGAUUAAAGGGGCAAAGUUCGCUCUACUCAAGACCACUGUAUGGCCACAAGCAGGUCCAGGGACGAUAGCCGCAAUGGAACUCGGUGCAAAGCUCCUGCGAGAUCAUGGAGCGGAGGUGGAGGAAAUUGAGUUGCCCUCUGAGUUCAAUGAGGCGCCUCACUUCCACCAUAUCCUCCUCCACAGCGAAGGCCGCGUCUCCUUCUUGCCCGAAUACAGAACGGCGAAAGACAAGCUGAAUCCUUUCCUGGUCGGCCACGUUGACAAUAUUCACAAGAUUUCUCGUGCAGACCAGCUGAAAGCUUUCGACGGCAUGGCAGCAUUGAGGCCCAAGAUCGAUGGAAUUGCUAGUAAAUAUGCAGCUAUACUUACGCCUAGCGUCCCCGACGUUGCCCCCGUUGGUCUCGCAAGCACGGGCAGUGCAGCUUUCAACAGCGUCUGGACGGGAUUGCACACACCCGUUACGAACAUUCCAGGAUUCAAGGGCGAGGCCGAUAUGCCCAUUGGCCUUUCACUUGUCGCACCUAGAUACCACGAUAGACAUCUGUUAGCCGUUUCAAAAGCCGUUGGGAAGAUCUUCGAGACAGAAGGUGGAUGGAAGCCGAAGAAUAUCUAG